GCGGAGCGGAAGCGCGAAACGUGCGAGAGCGCUCGUCCGGCGUGAGCGACACUCAGCUCGCGCUCGGCCCCCCAAAUCCUCGCUCUCAACGAUAACACGCGCCGUUUAUUUACAACCUGUCGCUCGCGCAUAACCUGCCCGCGAGAUCCCGCACAGAGGCCUCGCGCCAGUCAGCUGGCGCACCGUUCACUGAUAAUCCCCUACGCCCGACGGCGAGCACCUUGUGCGCAAUUUCUCGGCAAAACACGCGACGAGUGGUUCGGCCGCGAGACGGAAAUCGAGAUCUCUGCCUUUUUCCCGCCUCGUUACUGCAAUACUGCACGGGCGUGUGUACGACUGUGCGUGCGAAGCAUGUAAAUAUCGUACAGUUCGUAAGUAAGUUGCGCGUCGCUCGAGUGCGCUUGAAGAGCCGUUUAUUUUAUGUUUAUUACCGUCGAGGCAACGUCUCUCCGGGAGAAAAUUACAAUCGGUCGCGCAAAAUGUUCCUUGUCUCGCAAUGAGAUUCCCGGUCUGGCGGAAUUGAUCGUUUACAGAAUGGUGUGCACUUUUGUUUUCUCUCGUGCCUGUAACCUGUAAGCGAUGUGAUUGCAAAUUUUCUAACUGAUCGCCGACACGAAAGGGAUUGUUUUGCACUCGUCGCUGGUGCAAUGAAUGCGUGCGGUGCAGCUCGGUGUAGUGUCAGCGACACCCGUAUAUAACCUUCUCACCAUCUUUUUAGAGACACGUCCCCUCGUAGAGAAUUAACGAACGGUUACGGUAUCUCGGACGCGUCGCCCUGUGUAGGGGGGAAAAAAAAACAACGAGACCGACCGAACCGACGUCGAUGCGUGUGUAUUGCAAAAUUGUAAAUGUCCCGGACAGUAGCGGCGAGUGACGCUGACAAAGAUUUGCGAGGCGCCGUGAAAAGUGGAUGUAUCGCUGCGGAACUCUUAGACUCCUACCCAAAUGAAAGUCUCGAGGAAGCGGCUUUGAACUGUGUGACUAAGAAUGGAUCACAUACAGGAAGUGCGGCAGCUGGAGCUGCUAUGCAAGCAGCUGUACGAGUCGCAGGACUCGGCGCAUCGCGCGGAGGCGGAGAAGGCCCUGGUCGCGUUUCAAAAUGCACCGGACACGCUCACCAAGUGCCAGCUUCUCCUGGACCGCGGAGACUCGGCGUAUGCUCAAUUGCUGGCCGCUACCACUUUAACGAAGCUGGUGUCGCGCUCGGCGCAGGGACAGCUCACGACAACACUCAGCUUACAACAGAGGCUCGAUAUACGAAAUUAUGUACUCAACUACUUAGCAACACAACCAAAGUUACCGAAUUUUGUGAUACAGGCUUUGGUUACACUAUUCGCUAGGAUAUCAAAGCUCGGGUGGUUCGAUUCCGACAAGGAGGAAUUUGUCUUCAGGAAUGUAGUCAGCGACAUAGCCAAGUUUCUUCAGGGGUCGGUGGAGCAUUGUAUGAUAGGAGUACAGCUGCUCUCCCAAUUGACAUGCGAAAUGAAUCAAAUAUCGGAAGCCGACGCGAACAGAUCUCUGACGAAGCACAGGAGGAUAGCGAGUAGCUUUAGAGACACACAGCUAUUUGAAAUAUUUAGGUUAUCGUGUACCCUACUGAGUACGGCCCGUGAAAAUUGUAAAAAUUUGAAUUUCAACGAUGAAGCGCAGCACGGUUUGAUAAGGCAACUGUUGAAGCUUGCACAGAACUGUUUGACAUUUGACUUUAUUGGCACCUCGACCGAUGAGAGCUCGGAUGAUCUCAACACAGUACAAAUCCCGACGAGCUGGAGACCUGCGUUCCUGGAUUUUACUUCAUUGAAACUGUUCUUCGAUCUAUAUCACAGUUUACCUAAUACUUUGUCGUGUCUGGCGCUCUCGUGUCUGGUUCAAAUAGCGUCGGUCAGACGGAGCUUGUUCUCUAAUACCGAAAGGGCAAAAUUUUUGACGCACUUGGUCAACGGUAUUAAACAUAUACUGCAGAAUCCUCAGGGUCUUAGUGAUCCAGGAAACUAUCAUGAGUUUUGUAGAUUAUUAUCUCGACUGAAGAGCAAUUUCCAACUUGGCGAGUUGGUCCUGGUGGAGGAUUAUCCCGAAGCAAUACAACUGAUCGCCAAGUUUACAGUACAGAGCUUGCAGAUGUGGCAAUUUGCGCCAAACAGUCUGCACUAUCUUUUGACUCUGUGGCAAAGAAUGGUGUCUUCAAUGCCGUAUGUGAAAGCGGGCGAUCCACACUUAUUAAACACGUACACACCAGAGGUUACAAACGCGUACAUCACGUCGAGACUUGAAUCGGUAGCGGUAGUGGUCAGGGAACGCCUGGAGGAUCCGUUGGAUGAUUUAGGCGUGGUUCAUCAUCAAUUGGAACAAAUAUCAGUCAUUGGUAGGUGUGAGUAUCAAAAAACGUGCACCCUGCUAGUCCAGCUGUUCGAUCAAGCCGCAAGAGCAUACCAGGAGCUGAUGGCACAAACGGUGUCCCCGACGCAACAGAUCGACAUUGCGAUCCAGGAGGGACAGCUCACAUGGCUUGUGUAUAUCAUAGGGGGUGUUAUAGGCGGGAGGGUUGCGUUUAAUAGCAACGAAGAGUUUGACGCUAUGGACGGAGAAUUGGUUUGCAGAGUGCUUCAGUUGAUGAACCUAACUGAUUCGAGACUCGCACAAGGCGGCUGUGAGAAACUGGAAUUAGCGAUGUUGAGCUUCUUUGAGCAAUUUCGCAAGAUCUACGUUGGCGAUCAAGUUCAAAAGAAUUCUAAAGUGUACAGGAGAUUGUCCGAUGUGUUGGGUCUUAACGAUGAGGCAAUGGUACUCAGUAUUUUCAUUCGAAAGAUAAUAACGAAUUUAAAGUACUGGGGUAGAAGCGAACAAAUUAUUUCCAAGACACUACAACUUUUAAAUGACUUAUCAGUGGGUUAUAGUUGUGUUCGUAAACUCGUCAAAUUAGAAGAAGUACAAUUUAUGCUCAACAAUCAUACGCGAGAACACUUUCCAUUUUUGGGAAACAAUGUUGCUGUGACAGAAAUGCGUUGUAGAUCAAUGUUUUACACAUCUCUUGGUAGAUUAUUGAUGGUAGAUUUAGGUGAGGACGAGGAAAGAUUUCAUACCUUUAUGUUACCUCUUACAGGUGCAUUGGAGAGCCUUGGUCAAUUAAUGGGUGCUGCAGAUACACCCCUUUUUGCAGCAGAGGAAGCAAAGAAAGCACUGAUCGGUUUGGCACGAGACCUUAGAGGCUUAGCUUAUGCGUUCAACACCAAGACAUCUUAUAUGAUGCUUUUUGAUUGGAUAUAUCCGAAUUAUACACCGAUUUUAUUACACGCUGUGGAGCUGUGGCAUCACGAACCGCAGGUGACAACACCCGUCCUGAAGUUAUUUGCUGAGUUAGUACAAAAUAGGAGUCAACGAUUACAAUUCGACGCAUCGUCUCCAAACGGGAUCCUGUUGUUCCGCGAGGCCAGCAAAAUAAUAUGUAGCUACGGCAAUCACAUAUUAAACGUUGAAGUACCCAAGGAUCAGAUUUAUCCCUUAAAACUCAAAGGAAUAAGUAUAUGCUUCAGUAUGUUGAAGGCAGCCUUAUGUGGAAGUUACGUAAACUUUGGAGUGUUUAGGCUGUACGGUGACGAGGCGUUGGACAAUGCCCUCAAUACAUUUGUCAAGUUGCUCCUUAGUAUUCCACAAAGUGAUCUUUUGCAUUAUCCAAAACUGUCGGCAACAUAUUAUUUGUUACUCGAAUGUCUGGCGCAAGAUCACAUGGUCUUUUUAUCCACUUUGGAACCUAGGGUUUUUCUCUACAUUCUCUCCAGUAUCAGCGAAGGCCUUACAGCUCUAGGUGCGCAAAAAGACUUCUAUACAGAUAUUAGUCACUGCGCGACAGUUCGAAAUGCAAGAAACAGAUGCAUAUUUCGAGCAUAUUUUAUUAUGCACAAUGAAGAAAAUCACUGAGAACACUUUACUACAAAUAACAUUGGCUAUAAGAGGAUUGGAGUGCGUGGAGCCUGUGGACCUUCUCUAAACAUAAUAAAGUCCUAUACGCAAGAACCGCAUAACUUGUAUUCUCUGCAAUGUGCUCUAUGAGUGUUAUGCAGUUUUCUGUUUCGAUUGAAACAGAAUUGAAUAACGGGUCUGACACAGAUAAUCAGCCGCACAGCUGACGUAUUAUUAAAUACAAUAACAUUGACUUAAAGAUUAUGUAUGUUUUAUAAUGACUAAUGUACUAAUUGCAGUUGCAUGCAUUAUAUGCUUCAAUUUUUUUCAAUAAUUGUAUGCAAUAUCGACGAUCUCAAUUCAAUAUGUUUGCGUAAUAUGUUAAAAUUAUUUUGUAUAUCAUUUGUAAGUGGAUAAGAUAACAGAAAUCACAUUUUUGAGAUUUUGUGCACUUGCAAUUAGCAACAAUUUAGAUAUUGAUGCGAAUAAUUGCGAUUCUAUGAUAUAGAAUAAUAAUGAAAAAAUUUUGCCUUCUACGUUGAAAUUUAUAUAGCAAUUUUUUUACUGAUAUUUAUUCUUAGUAAAAUAAAUUGUAAGUUUACAAAAUAUCAAGCUGUACAAUAGAAAAGCAGGUAGGUCCUGAUAAGCUUGCAAUAGAAAUGCUGCCAUUUUGGUUGCAUGCACUUUUUUUUCUAUUAAGGUUUUAAAUAUAAGCAUGUCUUAAUUUUCU
Molecule: messenger RNA, 4627 nt
Organism: Vollenhovia emeryi
Lineage: Eukaryota; Metazoa; Arthropoda; Insecta; Hymenoptera; Formicidae
Gene: Ranbp16
Product: exportin-7
Exons: 11
Coding region: 988-3915 (975 amino acids)
Biological process (GO): protein export from nucleus
Cellular component (GO): cytoplasm; nuclear pore
Molecular function (GO): small GTPase binding; nuclear export signal receptor activity
Source: RefSeq, a predicted model, not a curated record